Molecule: messenger RNA, 513 nt
Organism: Bactrocera tryoni
Lineage: Eukaryota; Metazoa; Arthropoda; Insecta; Diptera; Tephritidae
Product: ficolin-1-like
Exons: 1
Coding region: 1-513 (170 amino acids)
Source: RefSeq, a predicted model, not a curated record
AUGUGCAGACAACAGUGGCUCUCGUUGCUUUUGGCUUUGCUGCUAAUUUACUGUGGUCUCGGUGCCAAUUCAGCAGUCAUUGCGCGAAACGAUGACCUGUGUAUGAAAUAUUUACCGUCGAACUGCAAUGAAGCAGUUCAUUUGGCGGGGAGCAAAGCUAAAAGUGGAAUAUAUAAAAUUGGAUUGCCACUGCCACAAGGUGUUGUUAAAGAGUUCUAUGUUAACUGCUUGCUGGAUCCAUUGGGUGGAGAAGCCUGGACGCUAAUACAACGACGACAAGAUAAAUCUAUAGACUUUUAUCGUGACUGGAAAGAGUACAAGAACGGCUUUGGCAACUUAAAUACGAAUUUCUUUAUUGGUCUCGAUAAAUUACAUGCCAUAACGGAAUCACAGUUGCACGAAUUAUGGAUCGAGUUGAAGGAUUUCGACGGUGUGAAGAAGCAUGCCAUGUACGACAGUAUUGCCAUUGCCGAUGAAAGCCAAAAAAUAUGCAUUGACAAGGCGACUCCAUAA